This is a messenger RNA of Ictalurus punctatus (channel catfish), 9222 nucleotides long. It is a transcript of the gene map2, whose product is annotated as microtubule-associated protein 2. Gene Ontology annotation, cellular component: neuron projection. The record is from RefSeq and is a predicted model, not a curated record. NCBI's taxonomy places the organism in Eukaryota, Metazoa, Chordata, Actinopteri, Siluriformes, Ictaluridae. Gene Ontology annotation, biological process: neuron projection development; microtubule cytoskeleton organization. The transcript is spliced from 17 exons. Gene Ontology annotation, molecular function: microtubule binding. The coding region runs from base 517 to 6255 and encodes 1912 amino acids.
GGGUGCUGGCAGCCGGUGUGUGUGUGUGUGUGUGUGUGUGUGUGUGUGUGUGUGUGUGUGUGUGUGUGAUGGUGAGGAGGAGCUCAGGCAGUGUGUGAGUGGGAGUCUCUGUGCUAAAGCUUUUCCAGGAGACUCAGUGUUUCUGUGUAUCUGGACGACGGCUACAUCCACGCAGGUCACAUGAGUGCGAGAGGCGACAUCUAGGACACCUUGUACUCAUCCGCCCUCUCUCUCUCUUUCUCUCUCUCUCUCUGUCUCUCGCAGGUCCACCUGGUCUGGUUCUGCCUCCUCUCACUGUGAAGCACUGAAAACCAGCAUCCUGCUCACAGGUGUGAAUUGGAGCUUUUCUCUCACUUCGCUCUCCUCCACGUCACGUCGGCGCUCUAAGUGACUCCGCAGCGCAGAAACAGGCCUCCAAACACACACACACACACACACCGCACAGCCGCCAUCGUCACCUGGAGGCCAUCGCUAUCUGGACAGUAAGGCGAAAUCUUUUCCCAUCCGCCGGUUCUGAUGGCAGACGGUCGGCAGCCUGAGGACAGCGCCUCCCAGUGGGCAUCGCCAGGAACCCAGGACCCCUCCAGUCCCGUGGGAGAGAAUGGUUUCCCGUACAGGACGUGCCAGCCUGGUGCUGCGCACGCCGCCACCGCUGCUUCCUACGCCAAAGAGAACGGCUUUAACGGAGACCUGCCCUCGGGCCAUGAAGUUACUGCAGAGCAAGUGUCUGCGCGCAUCGUGCAGGAGGUGACGGCCGAGGCGGUCGCGGUACUGAAGGGAGAGCAGGAGCUCCAUCCAGGCACAGCUGUCCGACUCUCCUCAGUGGAAGACUCGACCAAUUUGCCACCUUCUCCACCUCCAUCUCCUGCAGCCGAGCACUUUGGUCCACUGGAGCAAGAAGAGACCAUAGAGGCUCUCUCCGCAGCGGAGGAAGAUGAGAACAUUGCAGCAGCAGCAGCUUUAGAGGAGCAGGAGGAAGAGGAGGAGCAGUGGAGUGGGGAGGAGCCUGAGCAAGAACCCAUAUCCAAGCUCUUAGAGCAGGCAGAGGUGGUAGUCGGGGUGCAGACUUUGCCCUAUCUGCAGGCCGAGGACCAAGCACUUACUGCUGGCCCCGGAGCUCCUAACGGGAGCACUGAGGAGGCAGGGAAGGGCGAGUGCCCUGAGAAAGCUGUGAAGAUGGAUGCAGAAAAGCCAUGUGGAGAGAGGACUGCACCGGUCAGCAUGGACUUCACUCAGUCAGAGGUGCACCCAGAGGACCUCACCUCUUACCAGAGUGUUGUUCCUCACAAAGAAAUUCCAGAUACAUCAUUACCCAGCCUAAGUGACAUGGAGGCUUUUGCCGUUUCCCCAAAUGGUAUGAGCCAUGCCAAAGAGCCCAUGGUGAAUCCUGGUCAAAAGCCUGACUCACCACCGAAUAUUGAGAAGCAACCUUCUACAGAUGCAGUUUCUUCAGACCCGAGUAACCCUCAAACACAUGGGAAGCAAUUACUAGAAGUGGAAUUCACAUCUACUGGAGACAAGCAGAUAGAUGUUACAGUAAGUGCCAAAAGUCCAGAAGUGCCUGGAAAAGAGUCUGCCAGCUUAGAUAAACAAGGAGAAGAAAUUAUGGACAAGUCUGGAAUGUCUACUUAUUUUGAAACAACAACACUGAAAUCAGAGGAGACGAGGGGACAAGGUGAAGGUUACUAUGAGCUUAGUACUGCAUCAGAUGAGACAAAGUCUGCCUCUGCCAUUCCCUCAGUUCCAGAAAUUAGCUACAGUACUCUGGCUCAAUCUCAGUCUAUAGAUGAAAAACCUGAAAGUCAAAAGGGUACUGAAGAGCAACAAAAGGUCCUCCCGUCAUCUGAAAAAAGAGAUGAUUGCAGGCUCUCACCUGGAAAGUUGGCCUUGGAGCAAAGAAGUUAUUCCCUGAAUAUCACCAUUGGAGCUGUGGAUCAGAGUGGAGGUCAAGGACGACCCAGAAACUUCUCCCCAUUAGCAACUGACAUCAUGUCUUAUACUAGUGGAAGCCUUGAUGAAUCUGCUGACUACCUUCCUGUCACAACUCCAUCAGUGGAGAAACUCCCCUCUUUCCCACCACUGAUCGUGGAGACAUCAGCCUCUGUCACCACUCCAUCAGCUUCUCCACCACAUGACACAGUAGCUGAUAUCAAGACUCCAAGUCCACAGCCUGAAUCCCCAGGUUCUCCCUUUGCUAAUAGGUUUAGCUAUAAAAAUGGUGCUGUGAUGGCGCAAGAUCUGCCUGAAAUGUUAGAUUUAGCAGGUACUCAUACAAGACUAAUGUCUGAUAACACUGAUUCUGAAAUUAUAAGAAGGAAGUCAGUUCCCGCUGACAUGCCAGCCCUUGUGAGUGACUCCUUAGCCCACUUGUUUCAGGGUCAGCGAGGUGCAAAAAGUGAGACUCAAUUGGAAGAACAUGGAUACUGUGUUUUUAGUGAGUACUCCGGUCCCAUGCCAUCUCCAGCAGAUGUUCACAGUCCAUUGGAUUCUCCACCAACACAAAUCUUCAACAGAAUGAUAUCAGAGGAGAAAGAGACAAUUCCAGCUGUAAGUGGACAGGUAAGCCCAUCCAAUCAAGUUCUAAAAGAAGACACUCUCCCAGUCACAGAGGAAGAAAGUGAUACAAGAGAAAAAACAUGCAAGUAUAAUAGUGCUGGGGCAGAGCAGCCAAACCAACAAGUUGAAACUUUUCCCACUCCAACUGUUACUGUUACCUUGGAGGGAGUGAAGACUGACCUUGAUGCAGAGGCCAAGCUUGCAGCUGAAGUGGCUGAAAUAGCCGAUUAUGAGAGACAAAUUCGCAAGCUAGAAAUGGAAGACAGGCCUUUAAGUGUUGAGGAGGAGAGGGAGCUCCAGGAGCUACGAGAGAAAGUAAAGAAUAAGCCAGAUUUGGUGCACCAGGAAGCCUAUGAGGAGAUAGAUGCUGAGGAUGUGUACCAGCUCACUGGAGUUGCCAAGGACAGGAUUGCUAGACCAAUAAGACCAUCACCGACAUCUUCAGUGGAGAGUGCUACCGAAGAAGAAAAAGUGCAUGUUGACACAGAGAAACCUAAACCAGCACAAUAUGGUCAGAAAGAAGAGCCUGUGAAAUUGUCUCCUGUUAAAUCUGUUGAGAAACCAAGUAAAGAUGAUAAUCUCCUAGAGGAACCUGGCAAGGAGAAGGAGACAGAAAAACCGCAGUUGGAAAUUGCAAAGGCGGAUGAGGCUUCAGUUUACACCUCAGUGGCACAAAGUGCAGAAGAAGAAAUAGAACUAGCUGAGGAGCCUAAGGAGUACAUGCAGGAAGAAAAAGCAGACAAGCCUUUAGGUUUGCCAAAUGUGCCUGAGAUACCAGAGAAGGUUGAACCACAGAGGACUGAAAUAGUUACGUUUGAAGUAAAACAGAGUGAAACAGAAGAGCCCAGAAUUGUUGAGAAACAUGAAGCGCCCAAAAGUGUUGAGAAAGAUGAUGAGUGCAAAGUUGUUGAGAAACAUGAAGAGCCCAAAAGUGUUGAGAAACAUGAAGAGCCCAAAGGUGUUGAGAAAGAUGAAGAGCGCAAAGUUGUUGAGAAACAUGAAGAGCCCAAAGGUGUUGAGAAACAUGAAGAGCCCAAAGGUGUUGAGAAACACGAGGAGCCCAAAAGUGUUGAGAAAGAUGAAGAGCACAAAGUUGUUGAGAAACAUGAGGAGCCCAAAAGUGUUGAGAAAGAUGAAGAGCACAAAGUUGUUGAGAAAGAUGAAGAGCCCAGAGUUGUGGACAAAAAUGAAGAGCCCAUAAUUGUGGAUAAAGAUGAAGAGCCCAAAGUUGUUGAGAAACAUGUGGAGCCCAAAAGUGUUGAGAAAGAUGAAGAGCGCAAAGUUGUUGAGAAACAUGAGGAGCCCAAAAGUGUUGAGAAAGAUGAAGAGCCCAAAGUUGUUGAGAAACAUGAAGAGGCCACCGUUUCGGAAGAAGAUGAAAAGCCCAAAGUUGUUGAGAAACACGAAGAACACAAAGUUGUUGAGAAACAUGAAGAGCCCAAAGUUGUUGAGAAACAUGAGGAGCCCAAAGUUGUUGGGAAAGAUGAAGAGCCUAGUGUUGUUGGGAAAGAUGAAGAGCCCAGUGUUGUUGAGAAAGGUGAAGAGCCCAAAACUGUUGAGAAGGAUGAAGAGUCCAAGGUUGUUGAGAAAGAUGACGAGCCCAGAGUUGUUGAGAAAGAUGAAGAGUCUAAAAUUGUUACACGAGACAACAAGCCUGAAGUUGUUGAGAAAGAUGAGGAGUCUAAAAUUGUUACAAGAGACAAGCCUGAAGUUGUUGAGAAACAUGAAGAACCUGGACUUGUUGAGAAAGAUGAAGAGACCAGAGUUGUUGAGAAAGAUGUUGAGGAAGAGCAUGACGAAUUGGAAGGGGCAGGGGCAGUAGUACAAGAAACCAUAGAGCCCCGAGCUGCCAUUGAGUCCGUUGUAACAGUGGAAGAUGACUUCAUCACUGUGGUCCAGACCAUUGAUGAACGAGAGGGACCUGGGCACAGCGUACGGUUUUCCACUCCUCCGGAAGAAGAACCACCUCAGAUGCUUCAAGAUGAAGAGGAGGAAGAAGAUUCUAUUGAAAUGGCUCAAGAAGCAGAGAUAGAGGCUGCUAGCCUGGAGGAAGUCCAGGAUGUUCCAGAAGCUGUACAGGCCCCUGUCUGUCCUCCUAAGGAGGUUCCAGAGAGCGAGGGUCCCACUGAGAGCUACGAUGACUACAAGGAUGAGACCACUAUUGAUGACUCCAUUUUAGACAGCUCCUGGAUGGAUACACAAGAUGAUGAUAAGAGCAUGGCCACAGAGAAAAUUGAGGCUCUUCCGAGAAUGGCAAGCCCUGCCAAGAAAAUCUCUACUGAGAAGCUGGUCAAACAGAAGGGUAAAGCAGGCAGAGUCAAAGGCCGAGUUUCCACUCCGGAACGCAAACCUUUCUGGAAAGAUCCAGGACCAGUCCAGAAAGAGGAGCUGAAGAAGAAAAAAGCUGUGAUUAAGAAGGUUGAGGUCACAAAAAAAUCUGAAAAUCAGAGCCGCUCUCCCUCCAGGAAGAGUGGUUUAAAGGCCACCGUAAGGCACCCUAGAGCUACCCAACAUCACAUCUGUGCUAAGCGGAAACCCACAGUAUCAGCAGAUGGACGGCUGCCGUUCAGCUCGGUGCGACACUCCAGAGACCGGGCAUCCACCCCCAGCCCAACAUCACUAACAAAGAUUCCCACCUGUAAAACGCGGUCGUCGGCUCUUCCCCAGCCCCGCCCUAACUCCACCUGCUCCUACAAUAAAACAAGCUCAUUGGUGGAGGCCGAUGGGCCCCGCCCAUUCUCAGCAGACUUUCAAGAUUCCCUCUCAAUUAACAGGAAUUUUGAAAAGGACGGAGGAUCUCGGAGCCCGGAGAAGAGGUCGUCUCUGCCUCGGCCGGCCUCCAUCCUGACACGGCGCGUACACACCGGCGAACACGAUGAGAGCUCCACCUCCAUCACGAGCUCUGGAUCAACAGCACCACGCAGGCCCACGUCGUUCCGUACUGAAGUCAGAGCUGAACACAGGACAGGUCGAUCUGCCAGUAUGACAGGCACAGAGUCGCACCGUUCCCGCUCUGCUCGCUCCGGCACCUCCACUCCCCGUACUCCCGGCUCCACGGCCAUCACUCCCGGCACUCCUCCCAGCGCAUCCUGUCGCACCCCAGGCACCCCGCGCACCCCGGGCACCCCCAAAUCCCUCAGCCUGCUCUCACAGGAGAAGAAGGUGGCCGUCAUUCGUACGCCCCCGAAAUCUCCCGCCACGGCGGCCAAGCAGCUGCGUGUCAUCAACCAGCCCAUGCCUGACUUCAAGAACAUCAAAUCCAAGGUCGGCUCCACGGAAAACAUCAAGUACCAGCCUAAAGGAGGACAGAUUCAAAUUCAAACGAAGAAGCUCGAUCUCAGUCAUGUGACCUCCAAGUGUGGCUCGCUGGACAACAUCCACCACAAGCCAGGUGGCGGUAACGUGCGCAUUGAGAGCGUGAAACUGGGCUUUAAGGAUAAAGCCCAGGCUAAAAUUGGCUCUUUGGAUAAUGCCCAUCAUGUACCAGGAGGAGGCAAUGUGAUGAUCGAGAGCCACAAGCUGGCGUUCCGUGAGUCAGCGAAGGCCCGCGUGGAUCACGGCGCUGAGAUCGUCACUCAGUCUCCGGGUAUGUCUCCUCACCACAUGUCGUCCUCCGGCAGCAUCAACCUGCUCGAGUCCCCACAGCUGGCCACGCUCGCCGAGGAUGUCACAGCUGCUCUCGCCAAGCAGGGACUCUAAACAGAAAACAAAAGAAAACCUUCACCAUCCUCUAUAACGCCCAGCUACGUCAUCAGCUACACCCAGCUAUAUAUAAAUAUAUAUAUAUAUACACAGCAAUCCCCUCUAGUGGUGUCGUAGUAGUGGCUAACGACCCUCUGAACGUUUCUGGGACACCGCAUUUCCCCUCCGACACAUCGAACCUCAUCCAUAUCACAGUCGUUAUCUGUCGCCGGAACGAGAGCAGCCACCCGGAGCUGGAGCGGACUUUAUGACGGAAGGAGGAGAAGUCGGUGAAAAAAAAAUAAAGAAUUGUUUGUUGGAUUUUUAUUCCUAUUUUAUGCUAUUUGAAUCAUUUUUAUUCUAGGAUUCCAGUUAAUUAGCUAGAAAGGUACCAGUGCUUUGAUCUCCCUGUAUGCUGUGUGAUUUUCUUUUUUUUCCCUAUCUAUCUUUCUCUCUCUCUCGCUCUCUUUUUUUUUUCCUUUUUUUUUUCUUCUUCUAAAUUACGAUGGUGUACAGACGCUGAUCAGGUUCCGAUCAGGUUUAGUGUUCGGAAAAGGACGGAGAAUGAUUUGGGGCAGCUGUUUCCUCCUCGUUCUUUUGCGCAGAGCCAGUGCAUGGAGUCCAAACCCCGCCUCCCAGAACAAAAAUAAUAAUAACAACAAUAAUAAUAAUAAUAAUUCGCCCACCCGACCAACAAAAUGAUAUACAGUGUAUAUUAAUAUAUAAGUAAAAUGACACCAAUUAUUUGUCAACAGCAUCUCUUGAUUAGAAAAUAAUAAUAAUAAUAAUAAUAAUAAUAAUAAUAAUUCUUCAAUAUCAUAAUAUCUGUACAAACACUUUAUUGCAAAUGAAAAAAAAAGGAAACUAAUGCGCAUGUGUCAAUUCAAGUAUUGAAAAAAAGACCUAUUUUCUAUUUGAAAAAACGGAUUUAGUAAGUUCUUUGCUGAGUCAUUGGAUAAAACGAACACUACAUGUUUUUAGCUAUUAAUCAUGACAACAUUAUGCUUGUUUGAUCAUUUGAAAUGACUGCGUUGGCUUUGCCCAGGGGUCCAGGCAUCAGACACACACCUUACAGUACGUCUGCAGGUAAAGGAACACUCCGGCGUUUUUCAACCUGAUCUCUAUCUACCGUGUCUAUAGUGUGCAUGUGGUUACUACAGACAGGAAUUUCAACGCGGUGUGUUUUCUCUUUACUCCAAACCUACUCCUAAUAGAAGUCUAAGGCAGGUGUUGAAUUCAGAUAAUAAACAUUUCAACUAUGUCUCCAUAUGACAUGAUGAAUAACGUGAAAACUACAACGAUAGUUGUAACAAAAUAGUAGUUCCGGUUAGGUUUUGUGGUUUCCUUGGGUAGUCCCAAUCUCUGAAAGGAUGAAUCAUGCAUAUUAUUAUUAUUAUUAUUAUUAUUAUUAUUAUUAUUAUAAUCAUCCAAUAUUUGUCACACACAGUGUAUACGCAAGGAAGCGACAAAUCUACAGCCGAUUAUUUCUCGAUGCACAGAGCUGCGAUUUCAAGCAGCAGCGAUUAAGAAACUUUCCGAUCGAGAUUUCCUUAAUCCAUGCAGAUUAGGUACGACGCAGUAAACCGAUAAAUCCAAACCGUUCUUUUAGUUCAACCCUACGGCGCGUGUGGUCCGACUCACAACUUGACUUCCUAGCCGUAAUUAGUCCCCAUUUACUGUACCAGUCCGUUCCCAUUGAAGAUGAAACCUGUAAUCGUGGUUUCCUCGUAUACAGCCGUAUACACGAUACGACCUCUCUUUAAACGUGUAUAGGGACAUUAUGAGGAAAAAUCAAGCUUGGAAAGAGAUCGUUAGUGCCUCAGGCGAGUGUACGCGACUAGUACAGCUAGCACGCUUUGCUAAUUUCCGAACGAAUCUAAUACGAAUCCUGAUGAAAGAGUAAAUCAAUUUUCACAUUGAUUUGGUGCGUUAUUCGGUUGAUGCUGUAUAGCUAUAUACACUGUAUAGUUACGACCAUUUCUGAUCGGACCUAACCUAAUACAGGUGACGGACUACAAGCGACACACACGAUUAAUCGCUCCAGGGUGUUUGGAUCCACCAUGACCCUGAUCGAGAGGAAUUCAUCAAUGAAUAAAAAUUUGAGCGCAUCUUUACGUGUAAAAAAAAAAAAUUGUCUGCAGAAUCUGUGAAAGCGCAGCAUUAAGAAAGAUGCAGCUUAUAACAUCUGAUAAAGACAUCUGUUAGAAGUACGUUUUAAGGUUGUUUUUCCCCAUGUUGUUUUUGCAUGUAGUAAUCACACGUACGGUACAGAUGUGGUAGACAGAGUUGAGGUUGGAAAUCAAACUGAUCGUCUCUUAUUCCUUUAAGAGAAAGAUUAUUACGCCUGAUUUGGAUCGCGGUUUAAUAUUACGACGGACAAGCUACAUCACUGUCUCUCCUAGCUUAGUGCAGAUUAUUGGAAAGUCAUGAUCGUGUAUUAUAAUCACUGCUGUCCCUGUACACCACGGUGCAGUCGUUGCCUCUGGGCAUGUGUUUGUCCAAGAAAGCUUUUUGCUUGUUAUUUUAUUAUGUAUGGAGCAUAAACUCGGGACUCUCAGUCACACUCUCUGUACUUCUGCCGUGUUCUUCUUAGAUACUUAGGUUUGUUUUACACGUAAUUGUAGGAGGUGGAAAUAAAGAGACGAAACAAACGAAUUUAAAAAAAAAACAGUACAAAAAUAAUGUUUAAAAAAAGUCAAAAAAAAAAAAAAAAAAACAAAACAUUUAUGAGAAAACUCACCUUGCACAUGUUUGAAGUGCUCCAGUAUCUUUUUUCUGUCGUCAUUUGUGGUAUCCCGUGCCCCCCACUUCUUCGUUCUUUGGCUUCUGUAUUUUUCUGCACCCUGUUUGCCCUUUUGCUCACUUCCACAGCAAACUGUAAAUCUAUUUAAAAGGUCCUGUAGAUGUAUGCAGUUUUUCUCCUGUUGAUAUGACGCUGAUUACAAAUGCUCUUAACAGCUACGAAAAUAAAGAAAAUGGACGAAA